Anopheles cruzii is the source of this 521-nucleotide messenger RNA. RefSeq lists its product as uncharacterized. The coding region runs from base 26 to 451 and encodes 141 amino acids. Lineage: Eukaryota; Metazoa; Arthropoda; Insecta; Diptera; Culicidae. The transcript has 3 exons. The record is from RefSeq and is a predicted model, not a curated record.
ACUCAAGACUCCCGAGAACAUCACCAUGGACAGCAAGGCAACUUUGAUUCUCUUGGCGUUCGGUUUGGUUUGCGUGCUCCAGGUGAACCCAGCGCAGGCAACCAACACACAUGUGCGCCAGCUUCUGCAGGCCUUCAGGAAAAUUGACCUGGACACCACCAAGAAGAGUUUCUACAUCCACAACGUAAAAUACGGCAUUCAGGUCCAUCUCCGGGAACCACUCAUGAAGGUAGUUGGCGCUUUUCCGGAAUCGGCAAAGCUCUCGGACGCAUGUUUGUCGCGCAUGGUGAAGGAGGUGGAUGAAAUCGAACUCACUUUCUACGCCAAGUUCAGCUACCACUGCGUAGAUCAUCCGCAGUACUCGGUCGAGUGCAUGGAAGCUGCCCAACCCGAGUACAACACCAGCUUAAUGAAGCUGGCGACCACAACGAAAAGCUGCCUGCGACAGUGAAAUGUUUCGGUAAUGGUUUUUGUGCUUGAAUGUGUUUGAAUGAAAUAAAGUUGAUUUACUGCACUUACAA